UAAACCUCCGUCCCGCUCCCGUCUCCCCCAAUCAGAGAGUAAACUAAGCAAUGGGUUUCGGAGCCAUAAGAUCCGUCGCCCGACCCGUUUCCAGAGCCCUAUUCUCUUACCGGAAUAUCUUCGCCGUUUCAUCGGCGACGUCUCCUUCCAUCUUUCCCUCCCUGUCGCCGGAGCUCCGGUCGCUCUUCCGCCCUAAGCUGCCAUGGAUCCCGCCGUCCAGCGCCUUCCACAGCUUAACGGACACCCGGUAUCCGAAGCGAAGACCAAGCGAGUCCCGGCGUAAAAGACCAAUCCCCAAACCUCCAGGGCCGUAUGCUGUGGCUAGGCGAUUGCCCCAUGACCCAAAACCUCCAAAGAACCCCAAUGAAGGGAGUGUGAAGCGGAGGAAUGAGAAGAAGAGAAUUAAACUGCACAAGGCGUUUAUUUUGUCUGAAAAGAAAAAGCGCAAGGCUCUGGUGCAGGAAGCCAAAAAGAAGAAACUAAUUAAAAGAGUUGAGCGCAAGAUGGCUGCAGUAGCAAGGGAAAGGGCAUGGGCCGAACGACUAGCUGAGCUGCAGAAGCUCGAGGAAGAGAAGAAGGCGGCUGUCAUGGCUUAAACAUUCUGUUUACUUGAAUCUCUUAUGUCAGCCAUAAUUCUUUUGCUCUUCUCCGAUCAGGGGUUAUAGGUCUCGACGUUGUCUUCUGUGUUUGCUUCUUUGCAACCUUCCACAGCUCAGUCUGUAUGGACUUAUGGUCUCCUGUUGUCCUGAACCUUUUGGUUCGAUGCCUUUUGUUUGUUAUUAGAAUUAUCAAGUGGAAGAUUAUGCACUGAAUUUAUACCUUGUCAAAACAUGUUCUGCUUAGCUAUGGCCAAUUGUUAUUGCCAAUGGUCCAUGGACCUUGCAUUUGCAUUAA
This is a messenger RNA of Ipomoea triloba (trilobed morning glory), 894 nucleotides long. RefSeq lists its product as uncharacterized. Lineage: Eukaryota; Viridiplantae; Streptophyta; Magnoliopsida; Solanales; Convolvulaceae. The record is from RefSeq and is a predicted model, not a curated record. The coding region runs from base 51 to 596 and encodes 181 amino acids. The transcript is spliced from 3 exons. Gene Ontology annotation, cellular component: mitochondrion.